This is a messenger RNA of Annulohypoxylon maeteangense, 1089 nucleotides long. RefSeq lists its product as uncharacterized. Bases 1 to 1089 code for a protein of 362 amino acids. The transcript is spliced from 4 exons. The record is from RefSeq and is a predicted model, not a curated record. NCBI's taxonomy places the organism in Eukaryota, Fungi, Ascomycota, Sordariomycetes, Xylariales, Hypoxylaceae.
AUGGCUGAGCCAUCAAACGGCAAAGGCCUAGUAGGCCGGGUACGGGGAGCCUCUAUCUCCCUUAUAAAUACCAAUCCGCAGUUGGGCAUGUGGCAGGCGGCCGGCACGGUAAUCGCACAAGCGCCUAACCUCACCGAAUUGCGUCUGCCGGAAGAGGCUGGAGGAAUCGAUUUCAAUUCGCAAGGACACUCAGCUAUCACGGCAGUCAGAGAACCGGAUGGUGAAUUAGUCCCAGUCCGCACAGCGACGAGAUUGAGUCCUCAGGCGACAGCGGAAUUGGGUCCUGUACCGGAAGUUGGAGAGCCGGGUGCGCCACGUCCAAAACGACGGCAGACUUUACUCGAGAAAGUCAGCGAUGAACCGAAAAAGCCUUGGGGCCCGACAAUCGUCAAUGGCCUAAAGGCGUUCUGGAAAUUCUUUUGCACGCCUGCGGGUUUCUGCAUAAUCAUUUAUUUUCUUAAUAUAGUAGCAUGGGGAGCUAUGCUUUUCUUUCUGCUCUUAAAGGCGGCACCAGCUAUGAAUUACCCAACAGCCGAUGACGACAAUUUGCCGAGGAAGAAAUGGCUUGAAAUCGACAGCCAAAUCCUUAAUGCCCUGUUUUGCGUUACUGGGUUCGGGCUAGCACCGUGGCGCUUCCGAGACCUGUACUUUUUUAUCCGUGCAUCGUGCUGCCACGAUAAAGUAGCGAUGGGAAAACUAUCUGUUCAAAAUAAGGGGUGGUUUCGCCCUCCUCUCUGGGCCCGCGAAGACGAGGACUGUCCGACAGAGGCGGUGCAGGAAGAUGGCCGCCGAAGUAUCGGGUCGAUGGAGAAGCAAGCGACUACGUUCACCGGCAACUUAGCGCCUCCUACCGCGCUUUGGAAGUUAGCAUUCACUAUAAUUAUGAUGGUCUUCAAUACUUUAUUCCAAGUAGCGUUGUCAUAUUUCAUGUGGGCAUAUAACCGACUUGACCGCCCGACCUGGGCCACAGGGACUUUUAUAGGGCUGGGCUGUGGCGUCUCAGCGCUAGCAGGCGGUAUGUCUUGGUGGGAGGGACGAAAGGUAAAGAAGACCGAAGGACCAGAGCUCAAGAUAAUCGAUCAAGUAUGA